Messenger RNA from Symbiodinium sp. CCMP2592, 489 nucleotides. The record is from the annotation of a GenBank genome assembly. NCBI's taxonomy places the organism in Eukaryota, Dinophyceae, Suessiales, Symbiodiniaceae.
AUGCUUCUGCUGCUGCUGCUUCAGGCAACGACGGCUACUAUCGUGUCUGCAGAUGCGUCAUGCCUGAUGCAGACCAACAGCCCGGAUCGCAAGGCUCUACCUCAAGGGUCGCGCUUGCGCACGGGCGAGGCAGCAGCGGCUCCCAAGGAAGCGCUGCAGCAGUUGGCUUUCAGCGCCCGAGGGCUGGUGGAGACCCUGGCCACUCUGCAGAGGCCAUUGCGCCACCGGGAGCUGCUUCUGUCUCAGCCUCCUGAGCCUCAUGUAGCGCCUGUGCCGCAGGCUAAUGCCACAGCCCAGAUACCUACGAACUUCAUUGCGAAGUAUCAGAGGCUUUCCCCGAACAAAACUCUGGUGAUGUGGGUGCUGGUCUUGACUCCGGUGUGGUUUCUCGUGGGAUGGUGCCUUCUGCGCCUUGAGAUGAACAGGCCUGUGACAAGUGUGCGGGAGAGACGCGACAGACCUGAAGCGCGAGGCUGGAACUUCCACUGA